Molecule: messenger RNA, 1250 nt
Organism: Ricinus communis (castor bean)
Lineage: Eukaryota; Viridiplantae; Streptophyta; Magnoliopsida; Malpighiales; Euphorbiaceae
Product: proteasome subunit beta type-7-B
Exons: 9
Coding region: 177-1013 (278 amino acids)
Cellular component (GO): proteasome core complex
Molecular function (GO): threonine-type endopeptidase activity
Source: RefSeq, a predicted model, not a curated record
GGCCCAUUUUAGCAAACAGGGAAAAUACUUUUCUUCUCCGCUAGGUUAGAGACUAUCAGAGCCCAAAAUAAACUUGGAAAUCAAUCCACAACUAUCACUCGACUCUCCACUACUCUCGAUUCAAUCACAGAUAACACAUUCGAAUUAACGAAUUUCAUUUUCAAAUUCUUUAAAGAAUGUCGAAAUCGGCGAUAGAUGUUCCUCCAAAGGGUGGAUUCAGUUUCGAUCUUUGCAAAAGAAAUGAAAUGCUUGCCAAGAAAGGAGUUAACCUUCCCUCUUCUUAUAGGAAAACAGGAACUACAAUUGUUGGACUAAUUUUCCAGGACGGCGUCAUUCUUGGGGCAGAUACUAGAGCAACGGAAGGUCCCAUAGUUUGUGAUAAGAACUGUGAGAAGAUUCAUUAUAUGGCCCCCAACAUUUAUUGUUGUGGAGCUGGAACUGCUGCUGAUACAGAGGCAGUAACAGACAUGGUCAGCUCACAGCUACAGUUACACCGCUACCAUACUGGCCGAGAAUCACGGGUUAUUACAGCUCUGACUCUUCUUAAGAAGCAUCUUUUCAACUAUCAAGGUUAUGUCCAAGCUGCUCUGGUGCUUGGUGGGGUUGACUGUACUGGACCUCAUUUGCAUACUAUAUAUCCACAUGGAUCAACUGACACAUUGCCAUUUGCUACAAUGGGGUCUGGCUCUCUUGCUGCAAUGGCUAUUUUUGAAUCAAAGUACAGAGAAGGCUUGAAUAGAGAUGAAGGUAUAAAGCUUGUAACUGAAGCGAUAUGCUCUGGUGUAUUCAACGACUUGGGAAGUGGAAGCAAUGUCGAUGUCUGUGUUAUCACGAAGGGACACAAGGAAUAUUUAAGGAACCACUUAUUGCCAAAUCCACGGACCUAUAUCAAUCCAAAAGGCUAUGUUUUUUCAAAGAAGACUGAGGUGCUUUUGACAAAGAUUACACCAUUAAAGGAGCCAUCAAAGGAAAAAGAGGGAGUGAGUGAAGGAGGUGAAGCAAUGGAAGAGUGAAAAUCAUCAGGCCCUUAACGAUUCUACUGGGACCAGCUCUGGCCAUUUGGAAUGCUGUAUUUUGUAAUGUCCAGUUUCCAUGACUCCAAAUUAAACGUUGUGUCUUGGCAGCAGUCCUGCUAGGAAGACUGCCUAAGUGAAGAAUUUAUGUGUUAUGACUUUUUAACUCAGUUUUUGAAUAUUGCAGAAAUUAUGAUAGGGAGAAUUAGCAAUGAAGUACCAAUUCUCUUUGAUUUA